GUGUUUCACUCCUUUUCUGUAUUUUUUUCUUGUUUUUCUUCUUUUCUUGCUUUGUACAUUUUUUAAGAGGAAAAGAAAAACUCGCUCGGUGGCCAUUAAUGAGCACAAAGCAAUGCACGGUUUGUAACGAGGCAGCUGCCAAGUACAAGUGCCCCAAGUGUCGGGUGGGCUACUGCUCGGUCAAAUGCUUUAAAAUUCACAAAACUGAGCCCUGCAUGGCCAUGGCUACCACAGACAGCUCUUCGACAGCACAGAAUCUACAGCAGUCAACGCCCUCUGCGAAUGGUGGGAAGGAGUUGUCCACAAAUGCAGCCCAGGUUAACGACGACGACGAGGAGGAGGCGAAGCAUCGGCUAACUGCAGAGGAUCUGAAUAAAUUGGACACAUCAACGCGAGUCAAGGAAUUACUGAUGAACCCUGAAACGCGGGCAUUGCUGGAGGCUGUGCGCAAGGAUCCGAGUCCUUUGGAAGCGAUUCGUGCGCUGCGGCAACGGUCGGACUUUGAGGAGCUGGUGCAGGCGCUUAUAAGCGCGACGGGCAGAGUCGACUGACUGACUUGCUUUGCUUUGCUUGUCUGAUUUGCUUGAUUUGGCAGGGUGCGAGACAUUUGUACGCUGCAUGCCAAGGCGUGGAUCCAAAAAUAAAGAUGUUAUGAAAAACAACGGAACCAAAGGAAUAUUCUUCGAGACUUGGCACAAUUGUUUUUUCUUCCACGCUGUCUCGUUUAGAGCACGCGCAAGCCUCGACGAUCGCAACCCCCAUCAGAUUGCUCCAGUAAAUGUUCUGCAGACGAAAUUAAACAACCACAACGUCUGCUUCGCGACCAUUCAAACGUGCAAAAACAUGACUGCUCAAGAUUUCCA
Messenger RNA from Kickxella alabastrina, 863 nucleotides. RefSeq lists its product as uncharacterized. The record is from RefSeq and is a predicted model, not a curated record. The transcript has a single exon. Gene Ontology annotation, cellular component: pre-snoRNP complex; nucleus. Lineage: Eukaryota; Fungi; Kickxellomycota; Kickxellomycetes; Kickxellales; Kickxellaceae. Bases 99 to 551 code for a protein of 150 amino acids. Gene Ontology annotation, biological process: maturation of LSU-rRNA from tricistronic rRNA transcript (SSU-rRNA, 5.8S rRNA, LSU-rRNA); box C/D snoRNP assembly; snoRNA localization.